This is a messenger RNA of Candidozyma duobushaemuli, 2205 nucleotides long. It is a transcript of the gene BUL1, whose product is annotated as Bul1p. Gene Ontology annotation, cellular component: ubiquitin ligase complex. Gene Ontology annotation, molecular function: ubiquitin-ubiquitin ligase activity. Bases 1 to 2205 code for a protein of 734 amino acids. Lineage: Eukaryota; Fungi; Ascomycota; Pichiomycetes; Serinales; Metschnikowiaceae. Gene Ontology annotation, biological process: protein polyubiquitination; protein monoubiquitination. The record is from RefSeq and is a predicted model, not a curated record. The transcript has 2 exons.
AUGCCUCAAGAAGAUGACGGGGACAGGCCCAUGAGUAAACCGCAGGAUCCAAUUUGGACCAUCUUGCCCUCUUACUACAUGUACCACUCGACUUUCACGGACCCAGAGUAUCCUGAGUCAGACGGCGCCAGUCGGGUGGUUUCUUCCCAUCUCUCCAGUGAGAUCCACACUGAACCAACAACUGUUUCUCAGAUGAGCAGAAGCCGCGACGUGGCGCUGUUGUCGCUGGGCGAGGGCAGUUUCAUUGUCGCUGAUGAGUCCAGCAGCUCUUGGAGAGAGACCAUUUUGGAUAACUACGCACACUUACGUAACUUGACCGACAGUAAUAAUGAAAUGACCCAGGCAGUUCAAUUGUCCGUGCACUUCACCAAGGACGUCGGUGAGCGUGGCGUUAAGCCUGAGAUCAUUGACCCAUCCUUAUACGAGUAUAAGCAGGGCGACUAUUUGAACGGCUUCAUUUACUUCAAGAAUGAAGGAUCGCAGCCCAUCCCCUUCGACAUGUUCUAUGUGAAUUUCGAUGGUAACUUUAUUGUCUCAGAUGCUAAAAAUGUAAAGGGACGGCCAGUGAAGAUCAGACGUUUCUUAGAGAUGUACGAUUUUGCCGCCUCAUGGAAUCCAGCUUCUGUGAACCGAUUGUUUUCUGAAAAAGAAGAUACCAACUAUCGCGAGCAGCUUGUUGAUCCCCUUGACGGCUCCCACUUGGCCAUUGGACCUGAAAAAUUGCUCCACCCUGGUAUUCUUUACAAGAGAUUCUUCACAUUUAAGAUUCCCACCAGGCUAUUAGACUCGGAGUGUAACGACCACAAUCUUCCCGGACACACCGAGCUCCCACCUACGUUGGGUCUCUGCCCAGCUGAAAAGAAUCAGUGGAAAGAGAAUGACGACAAGAUCAAUGACUUCUCUUUUAUUGAUACCUCGAUCAGUCACGGCUUAUGGGCAAGAUUCAUUGGUAAAGCGUCCAAGUAUGAUGCCAUUCAGACCGACUCCAAGGGAUUCAAAUUGAUAAACGCCUCCGGUGAUGAGUUCGUCAUUUUGAAGGAAGCGGGUUCAUUUAUUCGUAUCUUACAGGAGACGAAAAUCCCCAGUGAUAGGGAAAAGGAAACUAGUAAUGAGAUUACCAGAGUCAUGUACAACAGCUUCGUUAGUCAAAUCAAGGAGCGGAUAGCUGUGGGCAAUGAAUUGUGCAAAGUCAUUCAACAUUUGGACAACGGCAAUACUGCGGUUGACUUAUCCCAUGCAAUUGCAGCGGAAGAAGCCGUUCGGAAGGAAACUAAUGACGACUCGACAAAGCUGAGACAGCUCUUUUCAAGAACAUCAUCUUCCCGUGACGUCAAAGUCGACUCUACUGUCCCCAAAAAUUAUAGUGUCGUGAUACCCUUCCGUAAAAAGCCUCUCUUUGGCAGGCCCAAAGAGCAGGGUUCGAUUUUGCUCACUACUCCCAAAAUCGACUAUCUCCUCAGUUAUAUUUCCCCAAAGCGAUUCCGUACCAGAGGUCCAAUUGAUCCUUCGUCUUGGAAGUUGGAGGUUCCUCUUGAACUUACUUAUACUCCGUGUGGAAUCUCAGAUGACCCCAGCAUGAAGGCCCCAGAGAUUCUAUCUGUCUUUGGUGAGUUGAUCGUAUUCACUCUCAAAUCAAACAACCGACCAAUUCCCAUCGAGUUAAACCACGAGUUUCUUUUCAAAAAUGUUUCCAAGACAGAUAGUGGUCAGCAAUCUUAUGAUGACUUCACUCAUAUUGUGAAGCGGCCUAUGCAGCAGUAUGCAACUGAAUUGUACCACUUGUUCAAGACUUUAGGAACCGACAAUUUCAGAGUGCAGAAGUCCAUGGUUGAAGAUCUUGCAGCUAUGUCAAGAGUUGAUGAAAAGUACAAUAGGCUAGUUCUUAAUGAGCUAGAAACCGUGGAUGAAUCUGGUAAGAGUAUUUUUGGUAAGGAGGGCAAUAAGACUCCUUGGCAGAAGCAAGAAAAUGGAGUGUUUAAGAGAACCUUGUCCCUCAAAAUUGAUGUCACAAAGGCUCAGAAGAUGCUGGUGGAUAAUCACCUGCUCUCCAAAGAAUAUAAGGCAUACGAUGAGUUCACUUUGGUUCCGUCAUUUCAAACUUGCCUCAUGUCCAGGCUAUACUACUUCCGUUUCGUCAUUCGCUUUACCGGGAACCAAUGUAUGGAAUUUAAGGUCCCAGUAACAAUUGCCAAGGCUGCAACUUAA